AUGAACGCCAAAACCCCUCAACCUCCCGUCCAAACCGACGACGAAGCUCUCUUCUCAACCGACCUCAUCUCCCCCGAAAUCGCAGCCAUCCUCCCAGAAUCAUACACCAUCCGACCAAUGCGCAAAUCAGAUUACUCACGGGGCUUCCUCGACUGUCUGCGAGUCCUCACCACCGUCGGAGAUAUAAGUGAAGCCGCCUGGAACGAGCGCUACGAAUGGAUGAACACGCAAGGGAAAGGCGGAUACUAUCUACUGGUAAUCGACGACGGAGCCCGCGUCGUUGGCACAGGGGCGUUGAUCGUGGAGAGGAAAUUCAUCCACAACCUCGGACUCGUCGGUCACAUCGAAGACAUCGCCGUCGCAAAAGACCAGCAAGGCAAGAAACUCGGGCUGAAAAUCAUCCAAGCGCUGGAUUUCAUCGCCGAGAAAGUGGGGUGUUAUAAGAGUAUUCUGGAUUGUAGCGAGGCGAAUGAGGGGUUCUAUGUUAAAUGUGGGUUUAAGAGGGCCGGGUUGGAGAUGGCGCAUUAUUAUGAGCAGCCGAAAAAAUCGAUUUUGUAG
This is a messenger RNA of Glarea lozoyensis ATCC 20868, 558 nucleotides long. RefSeq names its product Acyl-CoA N-acyltransferases (Nat). The coding region runs from base 1 to 558 and encodes 185 amino acids. Gene Ontology annotation, biological process: UDP-N-acetylglucosamine biosynthetic process. The transcript has 3 exons. NCBI's taxonomy places the organism in Eukaryota, Fungi, Ascomycota, Leotiomycetes, Helotiales, Helotiaceae. Gene Ontology annotation, cellular component: endoplasmic reticulum; endoplasmic reticulum-Golgi intermediate compartment; Golgi apparatus. Gene Ontology annotation, molecular function: glucosamine 6-phosphate N-acetyltransferase activity; monosaccharide binding. The record is from RefSeq and is a predicted model, not a curated record.